Messenger RNA from Gorilla gorilla gorilla (western lowland gorilla), 3454 nucleotides. It is a transcript of the gene ANXA4, whose product is annotated as annexin A4. The transcript has 15 exons. Lineage: Eukaryota; Metazoa; Chordata; Mammalia; Primates; Hominidae. The record is from RefSeq and is a predicted model, not a curated record. Gene Ontology annotation, molecular function: calcium-dependent phospholipid binding; calcium ion binding; phosphatidylserine binding. Bases 1536 to 2501 code for a protein of 321 amino acids. Gene Ontology annotation, cellular component: nucleus; vesicle membrane; cytoplasm.
AGGAAGUGAACCGCCGCCGGAAGUGCCCCUCGGGGCGGCGCGGCGAGGGACCAGGGCCUCUCCUGCAACCGCCGCUCUGUCGCCACGGAUGGGAAGGAGUCGACCGCGAGAAGAGGACUGGGGGAAGAGGGUCUCAGUGCAGACAGAGUUCUGGAAAAGACUGUUGAUAUCACCCGAGCCGCAGGGCAAGCUGGGAAAGGUAGCUCGGCACAGUCCGGCUUCUGGACUACAAAUCCCAGCACACUCCUGGAGGAGCGGGCGAGGCGGCAGCCGUGGCCUCCACGGCCUCGAAGGAGAUUUGUGGGGUGGCGCGUAUGUGGGGACUCGGCAAUUUAAACACAUCCCGUGAAGAAACUGCCAACGACUAAGUUCCCCCGCUGCUGUAUGUUCCACCCUUCUGGAGCCAUCUUAUUUGCGGCCUGGCCUCCUGGCACAAGGGAUUCUGGAGGUUGUGGUUUCCGAACGGAUCGAGACUGACACCUGAAGGACGCGGCUUAACCGCUUAGCCCCUAGCGGGUCCUGUGGGUUUCCCGACGUCUCCUGGGCUGAAAUGGAAGCGAGAAGUGAUCGGGAACAUUGUGCUGGCAGUUGGAUCCGGCUGCACCGAGCGCCAGCCUUAAAAUAAGUAAAACCGAUGCCCUUCCGCCCCUAACCUCAAAAGCUGCUUUUGCGUCUAGAUGUUAUUGAGAGCCGGCUCUGCGGUCAGCUCUGAGCUAGGCGCUGUGAGAACGCUCAGUAAGACAGUGUCUCGUCUGGAAAUGUACAGGCGAGAUUCAAACCGAGAAACUGCCAAAGGUUGUGUGCAGAGCAGAUCCUAGGAUACCGGAGACCCAGCCCGUUGGCUUGACCUCAAAACUCGGGGGCUUUUCGGCCCAUGCUGUCCCUUAAUUCCUCCUCCUUUGCUGACGCUGUGGGUGCGCAUCAAAGCCUAAACUUCGCUAGCUCCCUUGCACACAAGAACACUAACCCUAACCUGACCAGUUAUUUAUUUUUCACUUCAAGAUUCUUCCAUUGAUACUUAUGUUUCCCUGAUACCGUCCAAGUGCUGAGGGCGGGGAUGGACUGUGUGAUUUGCAUCUGCCAAAUGCAGAAAAUUUGGAAGUUCACAGCCUCUUAGUUGGAUGCCCCUGUGCCACAGAACACAUUUUGGCUAUGGGGUGUGAUCUGUGUCUGAGGAACAACAAGAAGCUACACGUCAUCCACACAGGAGCCAAAUCUGGAACUCUGGUCUCAGUUCUUCAGGACUAUUUGAGCGAAUAAUCACUAAACACUAGAGUAAAGGAUGUCCUACUAGAAGUCUUAUUCUGACUCCUAAAACCACGCUACUGAAAGUGUUGAUCCACAAACCAGUGCCAGUCCUUGAACUUUGUUUGUUACUGGUCCACAGUUAGGUCCCCUCAGUGAUUCCUGUGUGCACCCAGGGUUGAGAACUACUGCAUAAGAGGUCCUAGAAGAUAUCUGGCAUGGCCAGAGUACAGAGGGACCAGAGAAGAACUUCUGCUUGGGUGGCUGAACUCUGAUCUUGACCUAGAGUCAUGGCCAUGGCAACGAAAGGAGGUACUGUCAAAGCUGCUUCAGGAUUCAAUGCCGUGGAAGAUGCCCAGACCCUGAGGAAGGCCAUGAAAGGGCUCGGCACCGAUGAAGACGCCAUUGUUAGCGUCCUUGCCUACCGCAACACCGCCCAGCGCCAGGAGAUCAGGACAGCCUACAAGAGCACCAUCGGCAGGGACUUGAUAGACGACCUGAAGUCAGAACUGAGUGGCAACUUCGAGCAGGUGAUUGUGGGGAUGAUGACGCCCACGGUGCUGUAUGACGUGCAAGAGCUGCGAAGGGCCAUGAAGGGAGCUGGCACUGAUGAGGGCUGCCUAAUUGAGAUCCUAGCCUCCCGGACCCCUGAGGAGAUCCGGCGCAUAAGCCAAACCUACCAGCAGCAAUAUGGACGGAGCCUUGAAGAUGACAUUCGCUCUGACACAUCGUUCAUGUUCCAGCGAGUGCUGGUGUCUCUGUCAGCUGGUGGGAGGGAUGAAGGAAAUUAUCUGGACGAUGCUCUCGUGAGACAGGAUGCCCAGGACCUGUAUGAGGCUGGAGAGAAGAAAUGGGGGACAGAUGAGGUGAAAUUUCUAACUGUUCUCUGUUCCCGGAACCGAAAUCACCUGUUGCAUGUGUUUGAUGAAUACAAAAGGAUAUCACAGAAGGAUAUUGAACAGAGUAUUAAAUCUGAAACAUCUGGUAGCUUUGAAGAUGCUCUGUUGGCUAUAGUAAAGUGCAUGAGGAACAAAUCUGCAUAUUUUGCUGAAAAGCUCUAUAAAUCGAUGAAGGGCUUGGGCACCGAUGAUAACACCCUCAUCAGAGUGAUGGUUUCUCGAGCAGAAAUUGACAUGUUGGAUAUCCGGGCACACUUCAAGAGACUCUAUGGAAAGUCUCUGUACUCGUUCAUCAAGGGUGAUACAUCUGGAGACUACAGGAAAGUACUGCUUGUUCUCUGUGGAGGAGAUGAUUAAAAUAAAAAUCCCAGAAGGACAGGAGGAUUCUCAACACUUUGAAUUUUUUUAACUUCAUUUUUCUACACUGCUAUUAUCAUUAUCUCAGAAUGCUUAUUUCCAAUGAAAACGCCUACAGCUGCCUCCUAGGAUAUAGACUGUCUGUAUUAUUAUUCACCUAUAAUUAGUCAUUAUGAUGCUUUAAAGCUGUACUUGCAUUUCAAAGCUUAUAAGAUAUAAAUGGAGAUUUUAAAGUAGAAAUAAAUAUGUAUUCCAUGUUUUUAAAAGAUUACUUUCUACUUUGUGUUUCACAGACAUUGAAUAUAUUAAAUUAUUCCAUAUUUUCUUUUCAGUGAAAAAUUUUUUAAAUGGAAGACUGUUCUAAAAUCACUUUUUUCCCUAAUCCAAUUUUUAGAGUGGCUAGUAGUUUCUUCAUGUGAAAUUGUAAGCAUCCGGUCAGUAAGAAUGCCCAUCCAGUUUUCUAUACUUCAUAGUCAAAGCCUUGAAAGCAUCUACAAAUCUCUUUUUUUUAGGUUUUGUCCAUAGCAUUAGUUGAUCCUUACUAAGUUUUUCAUGGGAGACUUCCUUCAUCACAUCUUAUGUUGAAAUCACUUUCCGUAGUCAAAGUAUACCAAAACCAAUUUAUCUGAACUAAAUUCUAAAGUAUGGUUAUACAAACCAUAUACAUCUGGUUACCAAACAUAAAUGCUGAACAUUCCAUAUUAUUAUAAUUAAUGUCUUAAUCCAGCUUGCAAGUGAAUGGAAAAAAAAAUAAGCUUCAAACUAGGUAUUCUGGGAAUGAUGUAAUGCUCUGAAUUUAGUAUGAUAUAAAGAAAACUUUUUUGUGCUAAAAAUACUUUUUAAAAUCUUUUUCAAUUUUGUUGAUUGUAGUAAUUUCUAUUUGCACUGUGCCUUUCAACUCUAGAAACAUUCUGAAGAUGUACUUGGAUUUAAUUAAAAAGUUCACUUUGUAA